AUGAACUGCGUCUGCCGCAAUGGAUACUACCGCACCGACUCUGACCCACUCCAGAUGCCGUGCACGACUGUGCCCUCAGCUCCGCAGAAUGUGAUCUCUAGCGUAAACGAAACCUCGGUGAUGCUGGAGUGGAUGCCUCCUCGGGAUUCGGGGGGCCGCGAGGACGUGGUCUUCAACAUCAUCUGCAAGAGCUGCGGCGGAGGCCGAGGGGGGUGCACCCGCUGCGGAGACAACGUCCAGUUUCUGCCCCGGCAGCUGGGCCUGACGGAGAGCCGGGUCUACAUCAGCGAACUGCUGGCCCACACCCAGUACACGUUCGAGGUUCAGGCCGUCAACGGGGUGUCGGAUCAGAGCCCCUACUCCCCUCAGUAUUCCUCAGUCAACAUAACGACCAACCAGGCCGCGUUCCCACCUUCCCCCAUUACCCCGUACCCAGUUCUGUCUGGUGACACGGGAUUGGAGUUCUGCGGUGCAAAAACGCUACAGGGCCGGGGUCACAGGAACCAGGAGCCAAUAAUUGCAUCUGGUUUGUGUGGCAUGGAGUUAACACUCUGCUUCUGUCUCUUCACAGCUCCAUCCACUGUAUCUAUAAUGCACCAGGUCAGUCGUACUGUGGACAGCAUCACCCUCUCCUGGUCCCAGCCAGACCAGCCUAAUGGAGUCAUUCUGGACUAUGAGCUUCAAUAUUAUGAAAAGGAUCAAUCGGAGUAUAACUCCACCACCAUCAGAAGCCAGACCAACACGGUGGUCAUCCGUGGCCUCAAGCCAGGAAGCAUCUACGUGUUCCAGGUCCGGGCCCGCACUGUGGCCGGGUUCGGGCGCUACAGUGGCAAGCUGUACUUCCAGACCAUGACGGAGGAGGAAUACAACACAAGCAUUCAGGAGAAACUACCUCUCAUCAUAGGCUCGGCAGCUGCAGGGUUGGUCUUCCUCAUAGCUGUGGUUGUUAUUAUCAUCGUCUGUAAUCGGAGGCGUGGCUUCGACAGGGCCGAUUCAGAAUACACAGACAAACUGCAGCACUACACCAGCGGCCACAUGACUCCAGGAAUGAAGAUCUACAUUGAUCCAUUCACAUAUGAGGACCCCAAUGAAGCUGUGAGGGAGUUUGCCAAGGAGAUUGAUAUAUCCUGUGUGAAGAUUGAACAGGUCAUUGGUGCAGCAUGUGUAUCAGAUAUCGGGUGGAUUAUCAAAAUCAUCUACAAGGCCAAAACUAUCAUGGGCCAUAAACCGAGUGAGGAAGGCAAGGUAAUCAAUGCCAUAGAGCAGGACUAUCGGCUACCUCCUCCCAUGGACUGCCCCAGCGCACUGCACCAGCUCAUGUUGGACUGCUGGCAAAAGGACCGCAACAACAGGCCCAAGUUCAGCCAAAUAGUUAACAACCUCGAUAAGAUGAUUCGCAAUCCCAACACGCUGAAGGCCAUGACUCCUUUAUCUUCAGGUGUUCAUCUCCCUCUCUUGGACCGCAGUAUCCCAGAUUUCUCCACCUUCAGCAAUGUGGAUGAAUGGCUGGAUGCCAUUAAGAUGGGCCAGUACAAAGACAAUUUUGCCAAUUCCGACUUUUCUACAUUUGAUGUGGUGUCUCAGAUGACCAUGGAUGACAUCCUGAGGGUUGGCGUGACGUUAGCAGGCCAUCAAAAGAAGAUUCUCAACAGCGUCCAGAUGAUGCGGGCACAGAUGAACCAGAUCCAGUCGGUGGAGGUUUGA
Menidia menidia (Atlantic silverside) is the source of this 1704-nucleotide messenger RNA. The record is from the annotation of a GenBank genome assembly. Lineage: Eukaryota; Metazoa; Chordata; Actinopteri; Atheriniformes; Atherinopsidae.